AUGGCUACAGGAAGAAGUUCAAUUAAAGUUCCAUGUGAAAAUGAAGACUUACCUGACAAAGAAAAUGCACCAGAUUUUGAUGAGGACACUUUACGAGGUGAGCUAGGUUCAACUUCGGCUUCAGUUAUUGUUAGAGCAAUUUCUAUUCGAUCAGUUUCAAGAAUGCAAGCAGAUGUGGAAAAGGAUACAUACACUGUAUGACCACUUUAAAGGAUAUUUGGCCAGUCAUGACUCUCUUCUAUGAUUACAAUAUGCUGUUCAUUGAGAAGAUCUAUGACACAGAAACUUUUGCUAUUUUCUUUUCUAACAGUUCAAAGCAAUAACACAAAGUUAUAAUAAGUUAAGACUUUAUUUGAUCAUCAUAUAACAUCCAUUGUAAGUUUGCAUCAUAGGUACCAUCAUCGUCAUCACCAUCAUCUUUCUAUUUUAAUGAAACAUAAUCACUUUGAAACCUUCAACAUUCCCUCCUUUCUCCUCGAGCAACCCACAGGCAUUUGAUCUUCAUCCAAGCCAAAGAGGGUGGGGAGGGGGGGGAGGGGGUUUAACCCUGCCUGACUGGCGUUAGGGAAUUUGAAUAAAAACUGUCACAUCUAAUUUCCAGUAGAGUAUAAGUGUUAAUUAUCAUUGAAUAUGGAGGUGUUUAAGGCAGAUAGUGCACUUUCACUAACAAAUGUCUCAGAAGAAAUAAGGCUUCAAGGUCUAGGUUUUAAAGCUUGGUCAAUUAGUUUUUAAAGCUUGAUCAACUAGUGGAAAGUACUAGUGGAAAGUGAAAUUGCUAAUUAUUUCGCCUUUUACAUAAGAUUGUGUGGGGCAUUUUAACAUUUUAUUAAUUUUGCUCAGGGAAUAGGAAUUUUAGGAAACCUAUCUCCAAAAUCUCUCAUCUCCAGGGGUUUGCCUCAAGUUGAGUGAUGCUUAAUUCUCAUCAUUAUUCUUACCCAUGUUGUCACCUGCAUCAUUAGCAUCAUCAUAACUAUUGAAAAUCUGCAGAUUUGAAAUCUCCAGAUCUUGGCAGCUCUGACUAUACACGAAUAAUUAUUAACUACGACCACAGACUUUCACACCCAUUUUUAAAUUUUUUUUGGAAUUAUUUUAUUUUUUCUUUGCAGCCACAGCUGAUGUUUAUAGGAAUGAGGGUAAUGAGGCCUUCAAUAAAGGAGAUUUCAUCAAUGCUAUUCAUUUUUACACCAAAGGAAUUAAAAUCAACUGCAAUGACAAAGAACUGAAGGCCAAACUGCACAACAACAGGGCAAUUGCACAUUCUAAACUU
This is a messenger RNA of Pocillopora meandrina, 1267 nucleotides long. The record is from the annotation of a GenBank genome assembly. Lineage: Eukaryota; Metazoa; Cnidaria; Anthozoa; Scleractinia; Pocilloporidae.